UGUUUUAGCUAACUUAUGCUACAAGUGAAGGUUUUGUCGUAUCGAUUUAAGGACACGCGUCCUAAACUUUUAAUGUUUUUUAUUUUAACCGAGAGAUGGAUGAAGAUGAACGGCAGAGGAAACUAGAAGCUGGGAGAGCGAAGCUUGCUAGCUUCCGACAGAAGCGGGCGAAAAGCAACGGUGCGGGGGCGACGAAAAAGACGCAGAAGAGGAAGGGCCAGGCUGACUCGCAGAAUGACAGCGCGGCGCAAGAUCGUCACGUAGAGCUGGCGCCUUCGACAGCCAAGGACACAGAGCUGAGCAGCAAGACCAACCAUGAGGAAACCCAAGAGCGCGAGAAUUCAGAGGUUCAGCAGCAGAGCCAACCACAGAAGGAUGAGCCCCCAACCCUGGAGCAAAGCCUGUCCCCUGUCAAAGAGUUGAGGGAUGAGGAGCUCAUUGCACUCACUGACAAAGAGCAGCUAAAGCAGUUACAACAGGCUGUGGAGAAGCGUAAUGACAUAAUUGCCAAGCUCAGCUCCAACCUGCAGGAGGCCCUGGCCAGUAGAGACCAGGUACAGCUGGAGGCACAGAGCCUUGCUGGGCAGAUUCAGGGGCUACAGAAACAGCUCCAGCUGACGAGCGCAGAGUUUCAGCGCAUCACAAAUCAGUCGGGGCCUGAAGUCCUUAAUGCUAAUCAACAGCAGCGUCAGCUUGGCCACGACUCCCAAGAUGCAGACCUCAAUCAUAAGGAUGCACCAUUGGGGAAAUCAGGAAGUGCUGGUCUUAGCUCCCAGUCAAGUGUGGAAAGCUUCGUCGCUGACAGUGACACUGAGAUGGACUCUGUUCUGCACAACCUGAGGGCUAAGCUGGAAGAGGAAAAGGAGAACAGCCAACGCAUAUGUGCCGAACUAGCAGAGGAGAGGGAAAAUCACCAACAAGUGCUUUCUUUACUUGAGGAGGAAAAGAGAAGCAGGGAAAAUGAGCAGAAAGCAAGGGAAGCACAGCUGCAGGACCUCCAGGCCCACCUGAGCCAAGUCCAAACUCAGUGCCUUGAGAUGCAACAGUACAAAGAGGAGAAGGAGAAGCUCAACAGAGAAGUUGUGGAGCUGAGGAAAAUGCUUCAAGAGGAAGAAGAUGCAGUGAGGAGAUUCAGUGAGGAGGCAGCCAGCUCUGCCCUUCGCCUCCAGAGCCUUGAGGAGGAAAGAGGGAGGCAAGAGGAGGAGAUGAAUAUGCUGAAAGAGGAGCACAGAGAAGAGGUGGAGAGAGUCAAGCAGCUUUUGGAAGAGAGGGAAAAAGAACUUAAGUUCAGAGAGGAAGAAGUUCUCGGACUUAAAGCUUCCAAGAAUCGACAGAACCAAGCAAAAGCUGGUUUUAGUUGUGAUGAGAGGAUUGAUGUAGAUGAGGCCAAUCUGGAAAGUGGAUCUGAUCGGGACAGUAUGAUUGUAUCAACAACUGGUGACCUUCUGGAGCGGUACUUGUCUUCAGCUCCCCGUGCACACUCGCAGUCUUCAGUGGUCAAUGAAAGCUUUGAACAUUGCAGUCAGCUGGACAUAUCUGCAGAAUACAGUUUUGAGUUGAACAGUGAAGUGUUGGGCGACCAGCCUCUGCUGUCAAUUUCAAACUGUCCCCACGAAGAUGAUGUUGGAGACUUCCACAACAUCCCUCAGUGCUCUCCCGGCAUCUCGGUCACCGAUGAUUCCAAUCCUCAGUCUCUGUCUCAGUGGCUUAACAUCUCCACAUCCGGCAAGCUGGAGAUGAGUAACAUUUCAGAGCAGCAUUUUGAGGAGUCAAGCCUAGACAAAGAGCUGCUAAAUCAGCAGUUUGGGGAGCUCCAAGAGGAGCUGGCCCUCAAGGACAGAGACUUGAAUUUGUUAGGAGAGGAAAUCAUCAAGAGUGCUGAAGAGCUGGAGGAAGCCAGGAGCAGGUGGGCCCAAGUAACAGAAGAGCUCAGGCAGGCUCUCUUGGAACUGGAGGAGGAAAAGGAAAAGAGGAUACAUGUCGAGGAGGAGAUGAACUUGAAAGCAUAUGAACAAGAAAACCUUAAGAACAAACUCUGUGCCUUAUUAGAAGAGAGAGAAGAAGAGAAGGCAGUAAUGUUGAUGGGAAAAGAGGCUGAAAUCUCUGCUGAAACAUCCCUGCUAGCCCCUGCUACCUUUCCAUCAGUGGAGGGAGAUAAACUGGUAGGGGAGCUAAAGAAGGAGAAGGAGUCAGCAGCACUCGUGUCUCAUCAAAAACAGGAGGAGCUGCUGGUAACGUCUCUGCAGGAGAUUAAGCAGACUGCCGAAUCGACCAAACAGAGCCCAGAACUCAGAGAUGACAACAAGCUGCGAACACUACAGGCUCGUUGCGAUGAUCUCAUGUCAGAGUUAGAGGAAACAAAAGUAAGACAUGAAACCACAUCAGGAUUACUAGAUGAAAGGACUGUGGAGCUUGACACAGCAUUAAAGGAGCUCAAAACUACUCAUGCACAGAUUCUAACCGUCCAAGCCGAGGUAGAUAGACUCCAGGACGAGCUGGAGAAGAGCCACAGCAGUCUCGACCACGCUGAGAAACAGAGAAGGGAACUGGAAUCUCAAAUUGUCUGCCUGAGAAAAAACCUUGCCAACGUGGAGGAAGGGUUGACCCAGGCCGGCCAUGAGAACGAGGAGCACAAGAGAAAGAAAGAAGAAGUGGAUGAACAGAUUAAAAAGAUGGAACAGGUGCUAGAGGAGGAACUUGAACAGUUUGAGAACCUGCUAAAAGCCAAGGAUGUUGAGUUGGCUGAAGAGAAGGAGAAAUGGGAGGAAGAGAGGCAGGAGAAAGAGAAAGAGCUCCUUGAUGUGAGGCAUGUCCUGGAGGAGCAGAGGAGGGAGAGAGAAGAGGAGGUGAAGGCUCUACUGGAGAAGCAUGUCCUGGCUUUGGACGAGGCUACAGAGAGGCUCAGGACGUCUCACCAACAGGGGAUUAAAGACCUGAUGGAUAAACAUCAACAAGAGAUUUUGGAGUUGAACACCCACCUGGAGACAAAGCUGCUGGAGCAGGAAGCCACUAAGGAGGAAGAACAGAAGAGACAGAUCAGCCUCAUCAAACAGGUGACUGAGCGUGAGCAUGAGAGGAUGAUGUCAGAGCUGGUUGCCAAACACAAUGAGGAGAUUAGUCAACUGCGGACAGCGCUCUCCCUGGAGUUGAGAGAGAGCAUGGAAGCUGCCCACCAGGCGGAACUGCAGCAGGUUCAGGCCCAAAAAACCUGUGAGUUUGAAGCAUUGCGCCUGAGCCUGACAGACGUCCACAUGUCCCAGGUACAGCUUUCUCAGAUAAACCUGCAGCAAGACUCUGCUCAGGCCUCCCAGGAGACUUCCCUGUUGCGGGUUGGGCAUCAGUCAGAGCUGGACCUAAUCAGACUGCAGAACCAGGAGCAGCAGGAGAGACUGCUUGAGCUGCAUCACAGAGACAUGGAUGAGUUGAAGCAGCAGUGGGAGACUUGUGUUGCUCAGGAAAGAGCUUUCAUGGAGGAAAAGCAGGUCAAAGACAUACAGACUCUAAGGUCAAAGUGGGUGAAGGAAGCUGAAAGCACCCAGUCAACCCUCCAGAAAUCUCUCUCAGAGACACAGGACAGCCUUACUAGCACCCAGACAGAACUUGCCAACACUCAGGCCUCCCUCACCCAGACCAACAAAACUCUCACUGAAGCCCAGGCAGCUCUUUCCCAGACCCAGUCAGAGCUGUGGGAUUCAAAGGCCAGGUUGGAGGAGGUCCAGAACUCCAGUAAGGAGCAGAACCAGAAACUAGAGGAGGAACUGAAACAGGCCUGGACUGACAGGGAUGCCGCUGCCCGUACUCUGGAGGAGUUGGUUUCUAGUCACAAGGCAGUGCUGCAGGAGAAAGAACAGCAAGCACUCCACCUAGAGGAGACAGAACAGCAACUGCAGCAGGAGGUAUUGCGCCUACAAGAGGAGAAGGCCUUGCUGAAACAGAGUUCACAGCAGGAAGUAGGUCAGCUGUGGACCCAGCUGGAGUGCAUGAGGGCUAGUCGUCAAGAGUUGGGAGAGCUGAAGGAGCAGCUGCUAGCUCGCUCAUCUCGUGUUGAUGACAUGGAGCGCCUGAAGACAGAAUUUAAUGAACAAAAACAAGAAAUCAAAGAGCAGAAUGAGGCUGAGCUCGAAAGCCUGAGGAGGUACUUUGAGCAGCGGUUGCGAUCAGCAGAGGAGAGCUACAGAGAGGAAAUUGCUCUGCUCCAGCUGAGGCUGGUAGAACGUGCCUUGGAAGAAUCCGUGCUUAAAACCGCAGAUGACAGUUUCAUAUCUCAAGGUCAAGCUGAAGCUGAAGAUGAAAAAGAUGAUGUGCCAGAGAAACACAAGGAAAAUCUUGAGAGUUUGCACCUGGAGCUGGAGGAGAAACAUUCAACAGAGCUGGCCAGCCUACGAUCCUCUCUGGCUCUUUCCUUUAAGGAAGAGCUGCAGCAGGUGCGUUCAGACCUCACAGACUAUUACUAUGAAGAACUGCAGGAGAUGAAGACUCGUCAUGCCCUGGAGCUAGAGCAGCACAGAGCCAAACUCUCUGACCGUCACCUACAAGACCUCACCAGAGUCCGUUUGGAGGUGGCAAGACAGGUUGAGGUGGAGGUUGAACAGAGGAUGUGGUGUCAUACUGAGGAGCUGCAGGCAAGAAUGACGAUCAUCCACACCCUAGAAAACAAACUGGCUGACUUGAGUAAACAGCAUGAAGCAGAAAUGUCGAACAACACACAGAAGUUGAAGCAGGAGUUUGCUGGGGAGCUCGUUCAUCUUGAGGAAGCUCUGAAACUGGAGGAGGUGAAGAAGAUGAGAGAAGAGCUACAAGAGAAGCAUGAAGCUGAGCUCUCUGCCUUGAAGACAGACCUUGAGAAAGAGACCGAGAAGGAGAGAACAUGCUUGGAAAAAGCACUCAAGGAAGAGAGGGAGAAGUUGAAGUCUCUACAGGCUGCUCUGGACAACAAUGACAGCCCACAGGUCCUAUUAGUGAGCCAGAGACUGGAGGCCCAGUAUAACUGUGACCUGCAAAAGGCAAAAAGCUGCAUGGCAACAGAAAUCAAGGAACUCACUGUUCUCCUCCAGGAGCAGAGUAAGGAGCAGCUAUGCCAAGCAGAAGAGAGGUUUCAAGAGGAAAAAGCAGCAUUGGAGCAGUGUUUGGCCCAGAAAUAUGAAAUCUCUUUGGCAGAGCUUAAGAACAAACAUCAAACUGAGCUGGAACACGACAAAGCAUCACUCCUGAAUAAACACUCCCAAGAGAUGGACACACUCAAUGCCAAACACAAAGCCCAGCUCGAUUCACUCAGUACCAGUCACAGAGAUCAGCUUUCAGCAAUGGCCGCUGAGCUUGAAUCCAAGCACAACGCUGAGCUUGUUGCCUUGGAAGCGGCCCUCAAUUCCAAACGAAAGACAGACCUUGAAAGUCUUGAGGCUGUCUGUCAAGAAACCAGUCAAGCUCAACUUGAAGCUCUAGAGGCAGAGCUGGCUCGCAAACACCAGGAAGAUAAGGAUGAAUUGGAAAAGAGGAUGCUGGGUAAUAUGGACACUUUAGAGGCCACAUACCUGAAAGAAGUUCAAACAUUGCGUGAUGAAAUAGUGCAGCUUGAAGAGAGACACUGUCAAGAUGUUAAUAGUCAGAAGUCAGAGCAUCAGCAGAUAAUGGAGCAUCACAUCGCAGAGCAGCUGUCCGUCAGGGAGGACCUGAGGAAGGAGCUGGCUCACCUGCACAUGGAGAAGUUCAGCGCCAUGGCAGCAGAGCUAAGCCACGUUCACAAGACUGAGCUGUCUGCUCAGAAAGAGGCCUUAGAUGCUGAACACUGCAGAGCUCUGGAGACCCUUAAGAAGCAGGUUUUGGAGCUGGAGAAACAACACAGCACUGCUCUUCAGGAACUCUCUCAUUCCUACACUGCUGAGAAGGAGAAACUCGUCGGACAACAUGAACUCCAGCUACAGGAGUUGAGGAGCAUCUCUGCACGAGAAUUGGAGGCAUGUCGCAGGGAGGUGGAAGAGGAGUCGACAAGGCAGCGCCAGCACUUCCUAGAAGAGGCGGAGCUCCUCAAAGUCCAAUCAGAGGAGAGGCUGCAGGACAGGAUUAAUCAGCUGAAGACUGAGUUUGAAGAGCAGAAGGAGGCGGAGCUUGAGGACCUGAGGCGGAGCUUCACAUCUGAACAAGAGGAGAAGGAGCGCACCUACACCGGCAAAAUGAGCCAGCUCACUGCCCAGCUGCAGCAACUAGAUGCUGUGGUAGCCCAGCUGCGAGCAGAGGUCGGCUGUCUGCAGGGAGAGUUAGAAGGGAAGCGUGCCGAGAUGGACACCCUGGACACCCUCCUCCAAAGAAGGGAACGAGAGAGUCAGGAAGGAGGCAACCUUCUUAAGAUGCUCACUGACGACCUACAGAUGGCUAAAGAGGAAAGACGUAGCCUCCACCAGGCCAAUGACAAGCUGAAGAAGGUGCUGAUUGAGAUGCUUCGCUGCACCAUUGCAACAGAAGAACUUAUUGGACAAAAGAUUAGUGCGAGAACCAAAACCUCUGAGCAGGCGGCCCAUCAGAGAAGCGCAACGGGGAACAAAGAGACUCAAGAAUCAGGUAUUUCAGUUGCGGAUAUGUCAGCGGAGGACAUGGAGCUGACACAUCUACUCUGUGAGAGCCUGCUCGUUUCAGACACACAGAUCAACCCUGGAGGGGAGGAAGCAGCUCUGAAUGCCUGCAGCAGACUUCGUCACACUGUAGACACACUACUGGAGCUGCUCAACCACGCCAACACACAGCUGGAGCAGACUCAUGAUGUCCACCUCUCUCUUGAGGAAAAGUUCUCCCAGGGCAGAGAAGACUCCGCCCAACUCCUUGAGCAGCACAAGCUCUUAUUGGAGCAGCUUGAUCAGGAGGCGAAGCUGAAGAGUCAACUCCAGCUGGAGCUCCACAAGUCAGAGGGGCUACUGGACGGCUACGUGGCUGAAAAAGCCAUCAUGGAGGAAACUCUGCUGCAGAAGGAGGGACAAGAGGAGAGACUAGUGAAGGAGCUGGAGGACCUUAAGCUGAAGCUGCACCAGAUGCAGGGCUUCAAGACGGAGCUGGACAACCUUAGAGCGAAGCAUCAGGAGCUCAGUGAGGAGCAUGCAAUUCUCCUGCGUCAGAAGGAACAUCUCUCAGCUGAUCUGGGAGAAAGGGAGAAAGCUUUACUGGCAGAGGCAGAGCGUUUGACCCAGGACAGGCUGGACUUGCAGCGGCAGGCUGAGAAGGACCACAGCACUCUGUCACUGCGCCUCAGGGCCCUGGAGAGGGAGCUAGAAGAGCAAGAAACAAAGGGCCUGGAGACAGAGCUGCACCACAAGACCAACACUGAAGACCUCAACCAGCGCGUCCAAGCACUCGAAAAGUUGUUGAAACACAACCGGCAGUUUAUAGAGGAACAAGCUGUUGAGCGUGAGCAUGAAAGAGACGAGUUCCAGCAGGAGAUCCGAAGGCUGGAGGCCCAACUCAGACAGACGGCCAGCGGGGAUGUCAAAGGACACAGGUUUGAGGACUUGGUUCUGCAGGUGGAGAGUCUACAAGCCAUCAUCAAAGACAAGACAGAGGACCACGUCUCCUUGAUCGCAGCCAAUCAGCAAGCACAGCGCGAUCUCACCGAACGCAACGAGGAGAUAGACAAGCUAGCUGGACGAAUCAGAGAGCUUGAGCAGGCGUUGCUCAACAGUGCGGAGAGUAACAGAUCUGUUAGUCAACUUGAACAAGAGCUUAACAGAGUCAAGUUGAGAGAACAGGAGCUCACACAAGAUAAACAGGCGCUGGAGCAGCAGCAGCUGUCCAGCAGGCUUCAGAUCUCAGCCCUGCAGUCUAAGCUGGAUGAGACAAGACACUGUUACCUUGACAAUGCACGUGACCCCACCCAGGAGCUCAGGGAUGCCCUGGACACUGCUCAGCAGAGCCUACAGGGCAAAGAGCAAGAGGUUGAAGGCCUGUUCAGUCAGCUGGAAAAUGUGCAGAGGGACUUGAGCAUCAAAGAGGUCGAGCUGAAACACCUUACGUUACAGCUGGAGAUGCUGACCAACCGGAACACAACUCAUGUUAAUGAGCUUCAUGAACAGAUUGCUGUCCUUAGGGAGAACGUGUCUUCCCUCACUGUUCUCAAGGAGACAGAGGAACAGAGGGAGGCAGACGACACAGAGGAAGAGACCCUCCCCUCAGCACUACUCCAGGAGAAAAACCAUGAGAUCGACCACCUCACCGAUGAGAUCCAAAGACUAGAACAAGAACUAGAGAACACCGGGGAUACCAAGGCUUUGGAGGCUGAGCUUGAGGAUCUGCGUUCGCAGGUUGAACAUCUUCAGUAUGAAGUCACAAGAGUACGCGAGGACAAGCAGGAAGAGGAGGAGCGUCUUCAUGAGGUCAUCAGCACACUGCAGGCAGAGCUUGCCACACUGGGCCCCAACCUACAUGAAGUCAGCGACUCUCAGGAUGGCGACAGCAUCAAUCCCUCGCCUGCUCCCAGCCCCGAACCUCACCACUACACCAUCCAAGAAGAGAGACGAGGAGAGCCAAACAGCCUGAAGCAAGAACUCAGCCUGAGUCAUUCUUCGUCCUCUCGCUCCCUUCGGUCUCGUCUCAAGGCCCUUCAGAGUCAGUUGGAGACCGCAGUGGCAGAGAAAGAGGGAGUGGAGCGCCUGCUGCUCACUCAGGAGGAAGAGUACCGAGGACACGGGGAGGAGUUUGGAAGGAGGCUGAAAGCUGAGCGAGAGAAGGCAGAUGAGCUCCAAAGACUCCUCGUUCUCAAGGAAGCUGAGCUGGAGGAGAUUAAAGCUCAGGUAGAAGAAGAGAAAGAGAACAGGAAAAUAUCUGAGGAGAAGAGGGACAGCUUGAAAAAUCAAGCCCAGGAGGAGGAGCUCGCCCUGCAAGAGGAGAAAGCCCACCUCAGUUCUCUGGUUAUGGAACUCCAAAAGAAAGAACAGGAGAUGGUGAGAGAGAUUGAGACUCUGCAAACGAAGGAGCAGGAGAUGAAAAAAGAAAUCGGUGCCCUCAGAGAAACCAGUCACACUCUGGAGAGACAAGUCCAGGAUAUCAGGGCCGAGGUAGCAGACAUGGAAGAGCUGGUCACUGAGGAGAGGGCAAAGGUCCAAACCCUUGAGACUGUGAAGGGGGAGCUGUUUGACGAACGUGAGGCCUUGAGGAGGAGGGAGGUGAAACUGCAGGAGGAAAUUGAAAGGCUCAGACAGGAAGUCAAUUCACUGAGAGCCCGUAUUGAGGACAUGACCCUUCAGUUCAGUGAAAAGGAAGUCAGUGAAAAAGAGGCUCAAAAGGAGGUGCUGACCAAUGCUGAGGUGACUCUGGCUAAAGCAGACGCUGCCUUGAGACAGAAGGAGACAGAGCUAGCCACACUCGGGGCAGAGCAUCAGGGUCUGAGGGCGGAGCUGACUGCAGCGAAGCAGGGAUUGAGUAUCAGUACAGAAAAGGCUGAGAAACUACAUGAGGAAGGAAAGACUAAAGACCGUGCCCUAGCUGACCUGGAGGCUGAUAACCAACAGCUGAAAGCGGAGCUUCAGCGUUUGCAGGAGGACCUGUCUGUACAGGAAGAGGAACUGGCCUAUCAGCAAAGAGAACUACAGCAACUCAGACAACACUAUCACCAGCAGGACAUACUUCCUCACCAUCAAGGAUACUCAGAAAAGGAUUCUCACAGAGCUUUCGAAGAAGUUGUGAGCGUCUCUCGUGAUGAAGCCUCUCUGAGCUCUCCGGAGGUUUUAAGGAGACUCGAAUGUUCUGAGGACAGACUACCAGAACGGUUCCACACAUCAGUUCUCGGCUCUCGUCUGUCCGACCUGAGCGGUAUGAACAGCUCAUGCCUGGAUCUCCCCCAAGCCCACACCUCUCCCAGGAUUGUGAUGGAGCCACCGCACUCCAGGACCAUCACCCCAGAUCCAACCACACAGAGCACCCACUCACCAGGCUCCAUGUCGGUGUCUGACAACUUCUCCAUGCUGGAUUCACUGGACACUGACAAAGUGCAUGACUUGAAAGAUCUCGAUCUAACAGCGCCUUCAUCUCCUCUGGGCUCCACCUCAUCCUUGUCCGCUCCAGAAUGGGCCAGUGACGGAUAUGGCAGCAAUGUGAGCUCAGAGUUGGGUGCCAGGCUCAGACUCGAGCUGGAACAGACGGAAAGGCUAGAUGCUCAGUUUAUUGAGUAUCUCCGCUGCCGAGGCAUGAACCCCACUGCUAACACAGACAGUGCUGCAGGCAGUAUGAGCUAUAGCGAUGACCUGCUGUCACCUGAGCUUCAGGGUCUGUUGAAGAAAGUCUAUCAAGAAAGCUGCAGAAUCCUCACUUUGUCCCAACGUCGUACCACUUCCUCAUCCCACCCAUAUAUUCCAGACUUAACAGCCCUCUCCUUGCAUCAGACGCACCAUUACUCUGAAGAAAGCUCCACUCUACUGGACCAACGGGACAAAUCCUCCUCCAACCCCCCCAUGAGCUGGCAGCAGGAGAAGAGGGCGCUGCAGGAGACUGUGAUCGCUCUCAGAGAGCUGCUCUGUCGAAUGGCACAGAGACACACUCAUACUGACUACAGAGGUGAUGAUGACUGGCACAGAGAGCAGCUACACACUAUUGGACAGGUUGAAUCUCAACUGAGAGCUGAGCUAGAGGAGAGCCACAAACAGCUGAAAUGUGCCCAUGACACUCAGCAAGAGCAAAAGGACAAAAUGCAGUCACUCAGGCUGGCUGUAGAGGAGGGUGAGGGAGCUCUGAGGGCAGAGCAGACCAGAGUCCAGGAGAUCCAGCAACAACUGGAGCAUGAGAGAGAUCUGAGUCUUCGUAGGGAAAGAGAGGAGGAGCAGAGGAGAGAGGCUAUUCAGGUAUCUUCAGAACAGCAGAGGUCAGAGGUCAUGGCUCUGAAGGGUCAGGUGGAGCAAGGGAGAGUGGCAUGCAGCAACCUCAGACGCGAGCUUCAGAUAGAACAGUCCCGCAGUGUGCUGCUCGAGAAACGCCUAGAUGACACCCAGAAGGAGCUCGAAGAUGAACGCCAACGCUGCACACACCAACAAGAUCUCAACAUACAAGAGAAGACCCGUCUUGAGCGCCUCCUGACUGAGGAGCAAUCUCAGCUGGCCGAAAUUCACUCUAAGCUCUCUAAUGCUCACAGGAAGCUGGAUGAAGAGCGAGAGCGUUGCUCCAGGCAACUGGAUGAGAUCAGCCGCAGACAUGAAGCGGACGCAGCCAGGGACGGAAAGUUAAUCUCUGACAUGCGCGCCCAGCUGGAGCAGGAGCGACGGCAAGGGGAGGAGCUGGCAGUCUUGAUGAACAAGCUGAGAGCUGAGCUGCUGCAGAGCAAAAGGAAAUGGGAAGAGGAGGACAAAGUGAGGGAGGAGCAGCAGAGGGAGCAGGUCGCAACCCACCAUCGCAAAGCCAUGGAGACCUUGAAGGAGCAGAGAGAGGAAGCCAGCCGAGCUUUGGAGGAGGAGCGCAAGCGAUCCAGACACCAAGGAGCGGAACUGGCGGAGCUGAAGGAGAAUCUCCGACUGCUCAAGGACAAGGAAAGGGAGAGGGAAGAGCAAUGGGAGAGAGAGAGGAGGAAGGGGAGGCAAGAGCAGAUGGAGAGGGAGAGACGACAGGAGAAGACCAACAGCAAACUGUGUGAGUUGGAGUUGUUGAGGCAGCAGGACCAGCAACGCAUGCAGGAGCUGCAGCGCACUCUGGCAGAGCUCGAAAGGGAAGAGAGAGAGAUGGCUGCUCAGAGGCUGUCUGGACGAGCAGCAGCACAUCAACACAAGGCUUCAACUUCACAGCAUCUCCACGGUAACUUCCAGACUGACAGUAUCCAGGCCGGCAGCUCGCAACAAAACCAGCAGAUGUCGUCGUCGUCAUCCACUCUGCUGGAGAAGUUGUUGAGCGAGAACUCGGAGUUGACGGAGCGCGUGACAUCAGUGAGUCAGGAGAGAUCCACCCUCAAACUUAAACUCGCCUGCCUGGAGCGACAGCUGCGCCGCACGGAGAACGAGCUCGCCAAGGUCACCACAGAAACUGAAAACAGACCCAUCAGUGACUCGACCAGCCACGGAAAGGUGCAGCGUUUAUAUGAGCGCUACCUGCGUGCUGAGAGCUUCAGGAAAGCUCUGGUGUACCAGAAGCGGUAUUUGCUGCUGCUGUUAGGAGGUUUCCAGGAGUGCGAGCAAGCCACGUUGUGUCUCAUCGCCCAUAUGGGAGCACGGCCGUCACCCCAACUCUCCUCCCAGCAUAGACCCCUCAGGCGAUUCAGGGCUGCUGUACGAGUAGUCAUCGCAGUUUCAAGAAUGAAGUUCCUAACCAGGAAAUGGCAGAGAGCCAUCAGAAGGGUGUCUGUGUCUGGGACUGUCAAUGGGCAUGCUCCAGGGUCUAAAGCUGAGGUUUUAAGGCAACAACAGCCAAGAUCGAAUUCUGAUUCGCCACCAAACAGAGACAGCAGUGCCGGCCACAGAGACACCGUUUCUGCUCUCGUCCCACCCAGCAAAUCUCCCUUCAGAUUGAACAACAGGGCGUACUCCAGCUCCACUCUGGCCUCGGGGCAUUCGGGGGGAACAUCUCAGGAUCCAGAAAAAACCCUGACUGAAUAUAUCCAACAUCUUGAGAAAGUCCAGCAGCGUUUGGGUGGGGCCAGGCAAGGUUCGCCUCUCCUCCAUCCCGACAUAAAGAAGUCCGACCACUGAAACUAUGAAUGUCUCCUGUCUGCAUAUCGUCCAUGCCUUACACCUAUGUAAAGAUAUAAAGAAAGGAAUAUAACAUGUGUCACGUUUUUAAUGACAUGUAAUUUUUAUAAGUACAUAAAUUAUUUUUUAAGAUUUUCUAUGUAAUUUUUCUAUUCUCUGUACCUCAGCGUUGUGAAAGCUGCCCUGAGGAGUAAAUGUCAUCGUUUUUAAACUGUGCGGUUUGUUAUUUUUCUACUAAUGUUUUAUAUCCUUUUUAUUUGCUAUGUAAAUAGGACUGACAGUCAUUGUACAUGUGUCCAGAUGUGGUAUUUAUACUGCAAAUCCAUGAUCAACAGUUUGAGUGUGUGCAUUGUUGCAGAAAGGUGUUUUUGUAUUAUUUGUGUUUCUACUUUAAAAGUUAAUAAAUAUUCAAAAUGUGU
Messenger RNA from Scomber japonicus (chub mackerel), 13060 nucleotides. RefSeq names its product pericentrin (gene pcnt). NCBI's taxonomy places the organism in Eukaryota, Metazoa, Chordata, Actinopteri, Scombriformes, Scombridae. The coding region runs from base 96 to 12641 and encodes 4181 amino acids. The record is from RefSeq and is a predicted model, not a curated record. Gene Ontology annotation, biological process: signal transduction. The transcript has 59 exons. Gene Ontology annotation, molecular function: molecular adaptor activity; DNA binding.